Molecule: messenger RNA, 3107 nt
Organism: Acipenser ruthenus (sterlet)
Lineage: Eukaryota; Metazoa; Chordata; Actinopteri; Acipenseriformes; Acipenseridae
Product: type-1 angiotensin II receptor-associated protein-like
Exons: 5
Coding region: 110-601 (163 amino acids)
Biological process (GO): angiotensin-activated signaling pathway; regulation of blood pressure
Cellular component (GO): plasma membrane
Source: RefSeq, a predicted model, not a curated record
UCACAUGAAGGGACAGGCAGGAGUCACAUGGUGUGAGUUUGCGUUGGACUGUAGAGACUGAGGAAGAGAGAGAGAAAUAAGUUGCAACAACAGGGUGUACCCAAAGGACAUGGAAAUACCAGCUAUAAACUUGAAGGCUAUCGUCUUUGUCCACUGGCUUCUAACAACAUGGGGUUGUAUGUACCCGUGGCUCCCUUUAUCUUACGUUUGGGGUAACUUCACCAUUCUUGCCAUUGCGGUUUGGGCCAUCGCUCAGAGGGAUUCCAUCGACGCUGUGCUCAUGUUUUUGAUUGGAAUGUCGAUAACCAUCCUGACGGAUAUCAUCCACUUCGGGAUUUACUACCCCAGCGGGGCGAUUGUGUCGUCCUUGUUCCGGUUCUGCGCUGGCAUGGCGAUUCUGAGUCUCAUUCUCAAACCCGCGUCCUGCUUCUUCGUCUACCAGAUGUACCGCGAGAGGGGCGGGGAGUACGUCGGCUUUGGUUUACCCAACGUGACUCCUAACAGAGACUCUUAUCAGUCGAUCGACCAGCAGAACUCAGGACCGGCCAUCCCCCCCUAUUCACAGGCAGGAGAGAGCAAGGCUGGACCCCAGGCAUACUGAGGAGGGGAGAGAGAGCGGCCGUGAUACUGCCCUCCCAGGACCAAAGGAGGUGCUAAACGUUCAACGGAAAGUGACAUUUCUGGGUCAAUUUUACUAAGCUUCAGCUUGUGGGCAAAGUUUUCACACCAUUAUUUUUAUAUAUCCGGUGAGGAUGACUCCACAGACAGAGUUGUAUCUCGUAACCGUAUGUUACUGUCAGGCGGUAUGCUGUUUGUGUAUUUAUUUAGUUUUAAAUGUGACAUGCACCAAAAGUUAGAAAUCAACAUCUGGGACAUGUAACAAUAACUCAUAAAUAGUGUGCUGCCUACUGUAAUUUCUUGAAAAUGUUUUCUAUUUGAACUGGAGCAGAGGUUUAGUGAACCUGACCAUUGUCUUUGCUAGUACAUCAUCUGUCUUGGCUGUUUGCUACAAGAUUAAAAUGGCCCAUAUGCAGUAGUAAAAAUAUAAAAAAUAAUAAUUCUGUAUCACGUCUUCCAGACUUGAAUAUCUCUUCCAGCCACUAAAAGCCUCCACAGCAUUGCACGGCAGUUUCACCCAUUCCAGGUUUUACUAUGAGCUUGAUGUUUAUGGGUAACAAGCUCAGAUGUGUCUUAUGAAGCUCCUAGCAAAACCAGGAAUGGAUCAAAUACCCAUGCAGUGGGAGUCUUAUUAACGUCCCUGGAUCAGCAACCCAAACGUUUCACGUGUUUCAUCUACUGUAUCGCUUUUGUUUUGUAUGUGUUAAUCUGUUUCGCUUGUCUUUACUAUAAAAAGAAAAAUGAUAUUGUAAUAAUCAGACUCAAUUUGUACAUAGUUGUUGUUUUUACAGUCAGGAAGGUGAUACAUCCUCAUACAGUACUUCAACCCGUCCCAUUGAUUUCUCAUUCAUGUCCACCGCCCAGAUAGGGAGACAACAUGCCUAAAGUGGGUGUCCUGUUACAAUUUCACUUUCUCCAGUAUAGCGCCGCUGUGCGGUAACAGGAUAGUGCGGGUUUUGAUUGGUACGUGCAAAUGUGCUGACGGUGAGUGUUUUACAGCAAUUCAGUUUAGGCUCAUUGCCCUGCCUUUUAAAACAGCGUGGCGUUGUGCUCGUGUGUAUUAUCCAGGGGGGUGUAUUUCUGUACAGUUUCUCUGUAUUUGCCCUCGGAGAGAGAGAUGUAAUUAAUACCCUUUCUUCUCCUCCCUGCCUGUGAAGAUCAUAUCAUAUAUAUAUUAACCCAAGGAGAGCUCCAGAGACCAUGUGCCUUGUGUUUUGUUUUUCGACCUGAAGAAAAUGAUUUAUCGCCAGGACCUCUCUGUGGUGCAGGGAGAACAGAUUGGUUGUGGUCAUAGGCUUUUUUCUGUGCAGUUUUAAGAAAUCUGUGAAAUAAAACAUACGAUUUUUCUUUCCAGGAUGAUGUGGUAGUGACCUUUCACAAAAUGUGUGCACCCUAUUCAUUUUGUUUAAUACGCUGCCUUUUCGUAGACUAGAGAAUAACAGUGAAUAUUUAACUGGUAAUUUUACGUGGCGGUGUUUUGCGUAAAUCGCCUUUAAUAAACUUGAAACGCAUUAAUGCAAGGCUUGUAAUGCGAAACAUACAAAUUGCAUCUGUAUGGGUGACGGGAGGCGACUGGAAGCGUCUUCCUUUGUAAACGGCAGCGUGAGAUCUUAAUGAAUGACUGACCGGGCUGUUAACGACUCCUCUCAGCAAACGAUAACGAGCUGGAGACGCCGAGGUCAAAGACGGAGGGGGGCUGGUGAAUUAAAAAGCCCGAUGAUUAAUUGCCGACUCCUUGCCUUCAUUGAUAUGUGAACCGCUUUUAUAACAGCAAAGUCAUUUCACAAGAUUGAUGCGCGCGGGAGCCGCGUACUUCGUUAACCUUGAUUGCAAAAUAAAUAAAUAAACACUGUUUUAACCCUUUGGUGUCCAAUAUAUUUGACAUUGAGAAAAUAGGCAAAUAAACAGGUAUGGGGGCAUAACCAGGGGCAGCGAAGCGUUAAAACAAUUAUGCAAACGCUUUUUUAUAGAACCGGACGAUUCAGCAAAAAAACAGACCCGUGCACUCUUAUAAUAUUCAGUGCGUCCGAGUUAUCAGAGAAUUGCAGAGACCUGUAAACGAUUUACAGAGGGAAUGCUGUUAGUUAUUUGGCCUUACCAGUUAAUGCAAACAGCGUAUGCAGGAGAGUGUCGUUUUUUGAUGUCACCAGAGCGUUUCAGAAUAUCGCUGUAUUGCAUGUCAGUGAUAGUUUGCAUACAGAUUUAAACCCUAAACUGUAAGCGAAAAUAAUCAAACAUAAAAAUGUAAACGUUUAAUCGGGGAAACACCCUGUUUUAUGAGUCUUGCAUGUAUCUAUUUAUUUAUUUAUCCUCAGUGCCAUUGUUCUGCUUGAAUAAAAACGAUCAGUCUGCUGUACACUGGAAGCAUUGAUGCAGCCAAGAAGCUCCAAGCUGUGAGAUCAUUUUCAUUGUUAUUAACAUUGUGUGGAUGGCUUGCGUUUGUUUCUGUUCAUGCCACAAGUUCUGUACAAUAAAUGUGUUCAUUGCAA